UCAGCAGCGCUUGUUUACCUUGUUAGUUCGCAACCGUUCCUUCCUUCCAGCUGAGACAACAGACAAACUUCCUGGAUCCCUCCUGAGGGAAACACAGCGCCUGGCCAAUAAGAUGUGGACUGUCCAGCAUGAAGCCCUAGAGAUCCAAUCACAACUCAAAUCAGUUUGAUGGGCAGUUGCAACGUCCAAUAAUAUGACCCUAAAUAAGGAAGUGGGCUGUCGCUCAUUAAAGAUUGUGGAUCAUGGACACAGUUAGCUAGCUAGUGAGGCUAAUCUCUAUAUUCAUACAUCAGAGGAAAACGGUUAUUACAUUGAUAUUUUCACACAGCCUGUACACCAGAAUGAUUGACGACUUUGAGAGCCAGGAGGCCCGGUCCAGUGGCGAGCUGUGGACCGAAAUCUGCUCCAGUCUGCCGGAGGCGCAAGUGGAAGCAACCCCGGAGAUCAACACGGAGUUCAAAGAUUCAUUCCAGCCAGCAGCACAAGUCGGAGUGCAAGUCAAUGGACAAUCAAAUUGGACACAUGCCAGUUCUUCUAGCGCCAAAUGGGAACCCAUGGAGGAUUCUGAGAGCUACAUAGCCAGUUUAGAGAACCGCCUGAAGAAAUUAAAGGGUCAGUCAAGUGAUGUGACUUCCAGGGACAUGUUGCGAUCCUUGUCUCAAGCUAAGAAAGAAUGUUGGGAUAGAUUUCUGCACGACGCGCAGACCUCAGAGCUCUUCCAAGGUGGUGACAUGGAUGAGAGUGCUCUUGAACACUUCAAGAGGUGGUUGAUUCCUGAGAAGGUGGCCAUCAGCGCAGAAGAACUGGAAUAUCUCCUGAGGCCGUCUCAGAAUAACGAACCAGCUGAAACAAACCAAACACAGAACGAAGAGGACACGGAGGGAGAGACGCACAACGCAGCGGAAGAUGAUGCUCACAGCCCGGAGAAAUGAGUGUGUAAAAAUAACACUGAAAGAAGAACUAAUUACGCAUGCAUCCAGGAGGGGUGAUUUGUUCCCCCGAUCCUCAUUUUGUGCAUUAUCUGAUUAUAUUGAGUAUUAUAUGAUUGCAGCGUUAUGGCCAAAGCUUUUGUUAACAGCGGUCAAAGAAGCAAUUACAGCCUGUCAUCAUCCUCUGUAUCCCAAGCAACUGAGUGUUAAGUACUUAUUCAUUCCUUGUUAUUCAACCACAUCACACCAUGAAAUAUAUAAGAAAUAACUUGUUUGUUCUGUAGUUUCAGAAUUGGCAUCUGGUCUGUGUAGUGACUCCCAUUAUAUGUUACAAGAAUGGUUCUCUACUUUGAAUACAUAUCCAAGGUUAAUGAAGGACCACAUGCAGUACCAUGUUGUAAAUGAGACUCUUAAGAAAUCUUGCGGACAUUUUUACGUUUGAAAACUUGACAUUGUUGACAGUAGGAAUGCUCGGUGAUAUAUUCCUGAUAAUAUUGUGCAACAUGUUUAUUUUUACCAUGUUGAUUUUACAAGUGAAGUUUUAACCAGGUUUCAAUAAAAAAGAAGUAGAAUUAA
Perca flavescens (yellow perch) is the source of this 1505-nucleotide messenger RNA. RefSeq names its product coiled-coil domain containing 32 (gene ccdc32). Lineage: Eukaryota; Metazoa; Chordata; Actinopteri; Perciformes; Percidae. The transcript is spliced from 4 exons. The record is from RefSeq and is a predicted model, not a curated record. Bases 342 to 932 code for a protein of 196 amino acids. Gene Ontology annotation, biological process: cilium organization.